Molecule: messenger RNA, 1173 nt
Organism: Ogataea angusta
Lineage: Eukaryota; Fungi; Ascomycota; Pichiomycetes; Pichiales; Pichiaceae
Exons: 1
Coding region: 1-1173 (390 amino acids)
Cellular component (GO): cytoplasm
Source: RefSeq, a predicted model, not a curated record
AUGAAUGAAAACGAUAUUGACUUCAUUCCUGAGCUUGUAACCGAAGAAAAUGAACCUAUCAGGUAUUCGAAGGACAACAGAAGAGCCACAAACUAUAGAGAGCAUUCUGGAUUAACUGAAAAAGAUACGACAAACAAAAUACCAAUCACGAUCGUCACUGGAUAUCUCGGUUCCGGAAAAUCAACACUAUUGGAACAAAUCGCGAAAAAGGGUGAUAGGAGGGUAGCAGUAAUCUUAAAUGAGUUUGGAGACUCAGCGGCUAUCGAAAAAUCAUUGACAAUAAAAGGAGGCAACUCUCAAGAAUAUGAAGAGUGGUUGGACCUGGGAAACGGGUGUCUUUGCUGUUCCGUUAAAGACAACGGAGUCGCAGCUAUAGAGAGACUGAUAGCAAAACGGAAGGGUUUUGAUUAUAUUCUUCUUGAGACAACAGGCCUGGCCGACCCUGCCCCUAUAGCCACAAUGUUUUGGCUUGACGAUGCCUUAUCAUCAAACGUUUACAUCGAUGGUGUCGUCACCGUGAUCGACUCUCAAAAUAUCGAAAAGUGGCUUUCGGAUACAGGAGGCCACACUCAUGGGCCAACAGAAACAGAUGGCGGUAUAACAAUCGCUCACCUGCAGAUUGCAAUGGCCGAUGUAAUUCUUCUAAACAAAGUUGAUAAAAUGGACCAGAAAGAUCUUGACCGAUUGGAAGAAAGGGCGAAGUCUAUCAACGCUGUGGCGCCAGUGUAUCGCUCAAAAUAUGGUGACGUUGAUCUUAUAAAGAUAUUGGACCUGCACGCGUACGACACCAAAGACGUCUCACCAUUUUUGAGAAAUAAAGCUCUGUAUCAUGAUUCCACAAUCCACACGAUUGCUCUGGAGUUCCCGAAGGUUGACAAAGAUGGGUUCGAAAGAUUUGAACGAUUUCUGCAAGAUAUACUUUGGGUGGAGAAUGAUGUUGAGACAUGGAAUAUGGAGAUUUAUAGAGCAAAAGGUUUACUCUACUGUGGAAGGAGUUUUAGGGUACUCCAAGCAGUGCGAAAAACGUACGAUUUCAUAGAUGGUGAUGAGGAUGGACCAAAUCAGCCAACACUUCAUAAUAGCAAGCUUGUGCUAAUAGGAAAAGGACUAUCGUUUGAAAAGUUGAAAUCUCAUUUUGAGAAGUCCGUAGGGCUCUCCUUGAUUGAAAGCUAA